CGCCCCUCUCCGCGGGAGGCGUCGGGGCCCGCGGCUGGGUGGCGGGUAGUUCCCGCCGGCUGUGCGCGCCCGCCUCGGGGCUCGCUCUGAGAGGACGCGGCGGCGGCGGCGGACGCGGAGCCCUCGGCGCGCAGGCAGGCGGACCGGCCGAGCUGCGCGGGGCUGCGCGCCGCCUCUGCUCCGCCGCCAGGCCCCGCGCGGCUCCCGCGCCCGCCUCUCCCCUUUGUCCGCGGGCCGGAGCGGCGGCGGCAGCGGCGGCGUCCGAGCGGCGGUCGGAGCCCGCGGCGGCGGUUGAGGCGGCGGCGCCCCCGCGGCCGUGCGCCAGCGCCCUCGCGCCGAGGCGAUGCCGGACCAGAUCUCCGUGUCGGAAUUCGUGGCCGAGACCCAUGAGGACUACAAGGCGCCCACGGCCUCCAGCUUCACCACCCGCACGGCGCAGUGCCGGAACACCGUGGCGGCCAUCGAGGAGGCUUUGGACGUGGACCGGAUGGUUCUUUACAAAAUGAAGAAAUCCGUGAAAGCAAUCAACAGCUCUGGGCUGGCUCACGUGGAAAAUGAAGAGCAGUACACCCAGGCUCUGGAGAAGUUCGGUGGCAACUGCGUAUGCAGAGAUGACCCGGAUUUAGGAAGUGCAUUCCUGAAGUUCUCAGUGUUUACAAAGGAGUUGACAGCUCUUUUCAAAAACCUGAUUCAGAAUAUGAACAACAUAAUCUCCUUCCCUUUGGACAGUUUGCUGAAGGGGGACCUGAAAGGAGUGAAAGGGGAUCUGAAAAAGCCUUUUGAUAAAGCUUGGAAGGACUAUGAAACAAAAAUAACCAAGAUAGAAAAGGAGAAAAAGGAACACGCCAAGCUCCAUGGGAUGAUUCGGACUGAAAUAAGCGGAGCGGAAAUUGCGGAAGAGAUGGAAAAGGAGAGGCGCUUCUUCCAGCUGCAGAUGUGCGAGUAUCUACUGAAGGUCAACGAAAUCAAGAUUAAAAAGGGAGUGGAUUUACUUCAGAAUCUGAUCAAAUAUUUUCAUGCCCAAUGCAAUUUUUUUCAGGAUGGACUCAAAGCCGUGGAAAGCCUCAAACCUUCCAUUGAAACGCUGUCUACAGAUCUUCACACGAUCAAACAGGCCCAGGAUGAAGAAAGAAGGCAGUUGAUACAGCUUCGAGAUAUUUUGAAAUCCGCAUUGCAGGUUGAACAGAAAGAGGACUCCCAAAUUCGUCAGAGCACAGCUUAUAGCUUACAUCAGCCUCAGGGAAACAAGGAACAUGGGACCGAGCGGAACGGCAGCCUCUACAAGAAGAGCGACGGGAUCCGAAAAGUGUGGCAGAAAAGGAAAUGUUCAGUUAAAAAUGGUUUUCUGACCAUAUCCCAUGGUACCGCUAACCGGCCUCCUGCAAAGCUCAACCUGCUAACCUGCCAGGUGAAGACCAACCCUGAGGAGAAGAAGUGCUUUGACCUUAUUUCACAUGACAGAACUUACCACUUCCAAGCCGAAGAUGAACAAGAAUGUCAAAUAUGGAUGUCGGUGCUGCAAAAUAGCAAAGAAGAAGCUUUAAACAACGCAUUUAAGGGGGAUGACAAUACUGGAGAAAAUAACAUCGUCCAAGAACUGACAAAGGAGAUCAUCUCAGAAGUGCAGAGGAUGACGGGCAAUGACGUUUGCUGUGACUGUGGGGCACCAGAUCCUACAUGGCUUUCCACCAACCUGGGCAUCCUGACCUGCAUCGAGUGUUCCGGAAUCCACCGAGAGCUGGGGGUUCAUUACUCCAGGAUGCAGUCCCUGACCUUAGAUGUACUGGGAACGUCUGAGCUGCUGCUUGCCAAGAAUAUUGGGAAUGCAGGCUUUAAUGAGAUCAUGGAAUGUUGCCUACCAGCUGAGGACUCUGUCAAACCCAACCCAGGCAGUGACAUGAAUGCAAGAAAGGACUACAUCACAGCCAAGUACAUUGAGAGGAGAUACGCAAGGAAGAAGCACGCGGAUAACGCGGCGAAGCUUCACAGCCUUUGUGAGGCCGUCAAAACGAGAGAUAUUUUUGGAUUGCUCCAAGCUUAUGCUGACGGUGUGGAUCUUACGGAAAAAAUCCCACUGGCCAACGGACAUGAGCCAGAUGAAACUGCCCUUCACCUUGCAGUCAGAUCCGUGGAUCGAACCUCUCUUCACAUUGUAGACUUUUUAGUUCAGAACAGUGGGAACCUGGAUAAACAGACAGGGAAAGGCAGCACGGCCCUGCACUACUGCUGCCUGACCGACAAUGCCGAGUGCCUCAAGUUGCUCCUGCGAGGGAAGGCCUCCAUCGAGAUAGCAAACGAGUCAGGAGAGACUCCGCUGGACAUUGCCAAGCGCCUCAAGCACGAGCACUGUGAGGAGCUGCUGACCCAAGCCUUAUCUGGAAGAUUUAAUUCUCACGUUCAUGUUGAAUAUGAAUGGCGACUACUCCACGAAGACCUGGAUGAAAGUGAUGACGACAUGGAUGAGAAAUUGCAGCCCAGUCCCAACCGGCGAGAAGACCGGCCCAUCAGCUUCUACCAGCUGGGCUCCAACCAGCUUCAGUCUAACGCUGUAUCUUUGGCAAGAGAUGCUGCAAACCUUGCCAAGGACAAGCAGAGGGCUUUCAUGCCCAGCAUCUUGCAGAAUGAGACCUAUGGAGCCAUCCUGAGUGGCAGCCCACCUCCCGCCCAGCCGGCAGCCCCCAGCACCACCAGCGCCCCGCCUCUUCCUCCACGGAAUGUUGGCAAAGUUCAGACAGCCUCCUCUGCUAACACCCUGUGGAAGACAAACUCUGUAAGUGUGGACGGUGGAAGCCGGCAGCGAUCUUCGUCAGAUCCGCCAGCUGUCCAUCCACCGCUGCCCCCUCUUCGCGUGACAUCUACCAAUCCCCUGACCCCCACACCGCCCCCUCCUGUUGCCAAGACACCUAGCGUGUUGGAAGCCUUGAGCCAGCCGAGCAAGCCUACUCCGCCUGGGAUCUCGCAGAGCAGGCCCCCACCUCUGCCCCCACAGCCGCCCAGCCGCCUCCCGCAGAAGAAGCCUGCGCCGGGGGCUGACAAGUCCACCCCGCUGACCAACAAAGGCCAACCAAGAGUACCUGUGGAUCUUUCUGCAACAGAAGCUCUGGGUCCUCUGUCCAAUGCUAUGGUCCUGCAGCCCCCCGCACCCAUGCCUAGGAAGUCGCAGGCAACCAAGUUGAAGCCUAAGCGGGUGAAAGCGCUCUAUAACUGUGUGGCCGACAACCCCGAUGAGCUAACCUUCUCCGAGGGGGAUGUGAUCAUCGUGGACGGGGAGGAGGACCAGGAGUGGUGGAUUGGCCACAUUGAUGGAGAUCCUGGUCGCAAAGGCGCAUUCCCAGUGUCAUUUGUGCACUUUAUCGCUGACUGAAUUGCUACUGAACAAAAGCAUUAACAGUUAUGUUCCUGUUUUGUUGUUGGUACCAAAACUCUUGCCAGAUAACCAGUUUCAUGAACUGUUUGUACGGUAGCCCAUGUUCUCUAAUGCCACUGCUCUGUUUUAAAAACUGAGGCAAUUUUUACAUAUCAGUAAUUGUUUUUAUAAUUUGUGGUUUUCACGAAACAUUGCUAUGCAUUUAUUAGGAAAAACUGAAUUUCCCAACAGGUGAACUGAAAAGUUAUUUUAACUAUUAUACAUAAUCAAGAUCCUGCCUCUACGGAAUUUGCUAAACCUAAAAAUGUUUGCAUUGAUUGUAUUGGAAAUAAACUCUUCCUGCAUUCCUUGGCCCAAUUCUGGAGUGGUGACCUUCAGCACAAUUAUUAUUUUAGAUGGCCAGUCAACUGCUGCUUCAGAAGUCCAUAGCCCGGCUCUGGACUUUCUCAAUAAAAUGCCAUCGGUUCACCUUUAAAGACACGUAUUACUUUGAAAUCCACCCAGUGUUUAAAAAACAACUUGGAAAUUUACACAUUAGCAUUGUACUUUCUAGCCCUAAUUUGUGAGGUUGCAACUAUCACUAUAUUCUGCAUGUGUGUAUAACCUGUUGUGAACAAUCAUACUUAACAAAACUACUGAUGGUUUAUGACAACGUAGGGUAACUACAGUUCGUUCCGUUCCAGGUUAUAUAAAACUGCAUUUCCUGAAUUUGGUUAAAAACUAAGGAUGAUGGAUUGCAAAACAGUUCUUUUAAAUUAGUUUAUAUGCUUUAGAUGUUUCGGAAUUUGCCUUCUUGAACUUGCUGAAUCACACAGAAAGCAACUGUACCCAGUAGAAUUCUGUGGCGCAGACCACGCUGUAUUAACCCAUCACUUGCUGUUUCCUGCUGAGUGUACCACUGCCUUCCCUUCUAGCCCAUGAGAAUGUUUACUCAGUUUAGUGUCUUGUAUUUAUAUAAUACUCCAACAGGAAUGGUAGUCACACUGUCUUGAAAUUGAAUCUGUCCAUCUGUUUAUAAUCAAGAACAUAUCAGAAAUAUAUAGGCCCCAGAUAAUAAAAUACUCCCAAACAUCCCAGUUUUUACUAUUUAAGGCCAUCAUAUCAUUCUUAAGCUACUUGGGGUGGUAGUAGGGGGGAUUAGGUUGUAUAUUAUAAAACCAAAACUCAUUAGUUUAAUGAACUUGACUGUCAUACCUCUAUUUAGUAAUUGUGAGGGUAAGAUUCAUAGUAGGAAUAUUGGACAUUUUGGCUGAGAAUAAAGAGGCCUGUGAUGCCCACUUGGACUUUUAACACAAGUAAAGGAAUAAAUUGAGUGUAGGCUUGGAAAGUGGGGCAGCAGUGCUGUUGCUGCAUUUGUUGUGAUGGUACAUUUGAUUGAAGCAGCUUGUCUUUAUUAUGCAAGACUCUAUGUGUAGAGUUUUGGGUUUUUUUUUUUGGCAUUGUACGUUUUUUGCUGUUAUAAAGGAAGACAGAACAAACUGGAAUGUUUUAUGAUGUAUAGCAAUCGCUUUUUGCCUUUCAAAGUUCUGGGUAAAAAUGUGUUAGAUCUGUAGUUUUUUUUGUUUUUUGUUUUUUUUUUAAAGCACUACAUCUGUUUUCACUAAUUGUUAAUUUGUUUGAACCCUUCAUUUAAUUUUCUCAUAGAUUUAAGUAAACAGAUGUAUUUUGCACAGUGCACUUAUGUCUAUUUUAACAAUCCUCCUCCAUCUGUAUUUUAUAGUCAGCCUUUGACCACCUGGUGCCAGCUAUAUAAGGAAUAAAGUUGAUUGAUAUCAACAUUAGAACUCCAGUCCCAAACUAAUCUAUCAGGUUCACUGGUACAUAAAUAUCUAGGAAAUAUUUUUCCAGUCUACAAUUUGGUGCUAUUGUGCAGUAACUAAUAGUACUCUUAACAGAGGAGAAAUUAUAUUAACGUCCCUGCUAAUAUCCUUUCUUAGUUAUUUGCUCUUUGCAAAUUAAAAAAGCAACUGAGAGAAAGAAAAACAUUGUAGAUAUCUAUUUAUAUUUAAAGUUUAUGUUUCACAUACUGCAGCUGCAGGAUUCUGGCAUUUUGCAUGCCAUUCUCCAUCAGAUCUGGGAUGAUGGCUCAGAAUAGGUACACAGACUAAGAGUUACUGUGUGAUCUGUUAAGGGGUGGAUAACAUAAUAUGCAGCUUAGGAAGCUAUUUUGAGAUGUAUGAUAUUCAGUUCAUUCACCUGAUUACUUUGGUUGCAGCACAACUGUAUAUACUGUAUAACCAAAAUUGAUUAUUUUCAUUGUCCUUAAUGCAGUGAUUUAUAACUAGAGCAUGUUUAAUAAGUUUACUCUUCUUGUUAACUAGUCAUUUGACUGGAAAAAAAUAAAAUACUUUUAAAUGGA
Macaca mulatta (Rhesus monkey) is the source of this 5726-nucleotide messenger RNA. RefSeq names its product ArfGAP with SH3 domain, ankyrin repeat and PH domain 2 (gene ASAP2). Gene Ontology annotation, molecular function: GTPase activator activity; protein binding. Gene Ontology annotation, cellular component: cytoplasm. Lineage: Eukaryota; Metazoa; Chordata; Mammalia; Primates; Cercopithecidae. The record is from RefSeq and is a predicted model, not a curated record. Gene Ontology annotation, biological process: positive regulation of GTPase activity.